GAAUGACGUCAUAACACAAGGCGGAAGCUGCAAAAUAAGAUCAGUGAAGGCAGGGGCUCUUAGUGGGAGUAUGAGAGUUUGUUGUGAAAACAUUUGUUGGGGUUUGGGGAGCUUAUGCAGUGCCUAAAGCUUGAACAGGAGCAGCUGCAAACAAACGAGAGGGUACAGCAGUGUGGGAACCACGAUGGAGAAAAUGGCUCAAGUUUGUCUGUAAUUAGGAAUUAAGGAGCUUCAUAAGUUUAGACAGAGGGAAGAUAAAAAGGGGUAUCCCUAAAGGGGGAUAAAUUAGUUGGUCUGAGUUUUUGGAGGAGUAGAAAAAUACAUCGUUAUGAAUUUUUACAUCUCAAUAAACAAGUUGUCAUUUUUGUUAUAGGAAGGAGGUGACCUUUUUAAAAACAGUAUACACGUCACUGUUAUUGAGAUAGCGAGGACAAUAAAGGAGGGAACUGUCUUGAGGAAUGAACGGUUGUCUUCAUUGCAUAGUUAUUGAAGAGAGUGCCAAAGAAUUGGAACAGUCAAGCUCCGUGAUGUUACUAGACGAUGAUAUUGUUGUGUGUUUAUAUACAGAUGUUCUUGUUCCAUGCACACGCAAGACAGCAGACAAGGACUGUUAAGGAAUUUUAGGGAGAAUUGCUGGGAGGACAGGCUCAGGUUUUGGUAGAAAUCCUGUAACAUACCCUGGCUUCUUAUGUGAAUGGCUAAUUAAAAUAUACGUAGGCAAGGACAAGUGAUUUUUUUUCACAAAUUGCUGGACACAGCUGAAUCGUUCCAGGAUCCUCAGAAUGGCACUUUCUGGCUCCACGGACUCACAGGAUCCUGAGAACAAAGAGGAGACUUUCUUGCUGAAGUCAAUGAAGAUUGCACUGGUGGUAACUUUGUAUUGGUUUGUCUCCAUAACCAUGGUAUUCUUGAACAAGUACUUGCUCGAUAGCCCUGCACUGAAACUCGAUGCCCCACUCUUUGUCACAUUCUUCCAGUGUGUGGUUACUGUUGUACUGUGCUGGUGUAUGAAUAUUCUUGCUAUGCUGUGCCCUGGAUCUGUAGAUUUUCCCUCCAUUAAAUUUGACCCCAAAGUUUCCAGAAGUGUGCUUCCACUGUCAAUUGUCUUCAUUGGUAUGAUCACCUUCAACAAUCUGUGCCUCAAGUAUGUAGGGGUAGCCUUCUAUAAUGUUGGCAGAUCCCUCACCACCGUUUUCAAUGUCUUAAUGUCCUACUUGAUACUGAAGCAGACUACCUCCUUCCAGGCGCUGCUUUGCUGCGGAAUCAUAAUUGGUGGCUUCUGGUUGGGAGUUGACCAAGAGGAUGCCCAUGGCAACUUGUCAUGGAUUGGCAUUGCAUUUGGUAUCCUAGCCAGCUUGUGUGUGUCCCUUAAUGCUAUCUUCACAAAGAGAGUGCUUCCUGCAGUUGAUGGCAGUAUUUGGAGACUCACCUACUACAACAAUAUUAAUGCUUGUGUCCUCUUCAUCCCAUUCAUCAUCAUCUUGGGUGAACUUCGGACCAUUUAUAACUUUGAUAAGCUGGGCAACUUGGACUUUUGGGGCAUAAUGAUCCUCGGUGGGGUCUUUGGCUUUGCCAUUGGUUAUGUUACAGGCCUUCAGAUCAAGUUUACCAGCCCUCUUACCCACAACGUUUCUGGAACAGCUAAGGCAUGUGCACAGACAGUGUUGGCAGUGUCUUACUACAAUGAAAAGAAGACUUUCUUGUGGUGGACGAGUAAUGUGAUGGUUUUGGGGGGGUCGUCUGCGUAUACUUGGGUCAAAGCACAGGCAAUGAAGAGUAACCAUGAGAUAAAGCAAUCCAAAAGUGAAUCUGGAGUUUAAUGACUGAAAAAGUUUUUUCUUUUGUUUUUUUGUUUUUUUUUUGUUCUACAGAAUACUAUAUUUCAGGGUUUAUAAUUUAUAUGUUAAUGUUUUUAAUAUUCUCCAAAAAUAUAUACUAUUUCCAUUUCCUGACAUGAAUGGGUGGCUGCUUUUACUUAUUGCCCACUGAGGCUUAUCUAGAUUUAUAAAGUGCACACUUUUGUCCAUUUUGAAGUGUGUUUCUAGUCCCUGGUCCCACUCUGUAAUAUGUUUGUAUUGGUACUCCCUGUGUAUUUUAUUAAAAGUACUGGAUUUUGA
Protopterus annectens (West African lungfish) is the source of this 2117-nucleotide messenger RNA. It is a transcript of the gene SLC35C1, whose product is annotated as solute carrier family 35 member C1. The coding region runs from base 783 to 1820 and encodes 345 amino acids. The record is from RefSeq and is a predicted model, not a curated record. Gene Ontology annotation, biological process: protein O-linked glycosylation via fucose; GDP-fucose import into Golgi lumen. Gene Ontology annotation, cellular component: Golgi apparatus. The transcript has 3 exons. Gene Ontology annotation, molecular function: antiporter activity. NCBI's taxonomy places the organism in Eukaryota, Metazoa, Chordata, Ceratodontiformes, Protopteridae.